Messenger RNA from Rubroshorea leprosula, 3149 nucleotides. The record is from the annotation of a GenBank genome assembly. Lineage: Eukaryota; Viridiplantae; Streptophyta; Magnoliopsida; Malvales; Dipterocarpaceae.
GAAGAAGUUAGCUUUUUUCACUCUACGCUAGACAUGAACAGAGGCUUUAGCAGCUGCUUGUCUCACCUUGCUCAUGUGAGAGAGAAAGGGGAGGAAGAAGAAGAACAGCACUCUCCAACAUUCACUCUUUUCUCCCUCCAAACCUCUCAUUAACAGUCACAGUACUACUAUAAAUGUAUUAAUGGGACUAGAGAUGGAGGCUGACUUAGAGAAGAAUUGCAAGUUGGUUCUGAGUCCUAACACCGUUCUUCCGCCUCUUCGAAAAUGUUCAAAGGUUGAAAACAGAUACGAAAAAGUAAAAACCUUGCGGAAAGAUGAAUUAUUGAGGGUAAAGGAGGGCUUCAUGGAAAUUAGCUUUCGUCACUACCGCAGUGCAUCUUGCAAGAGCACUUCAUCUAGACCUGUUGGGGUGGAAGGUAAUCCAGACUUGAAGCGAGAUUCAACAUACCAAAACUCCAAAGAGGUAAGGAAAAUGAAGAACAUGGGUGCUGUUGAGGGCAGGAGUAAAAUUGAAAUGUCUGCUAGUAGUGACACCUCUUUUUCCUUCAGAAUUGUUGAUUCCUUGUGCGGUUCAGAUGAGGGAAGCCUGCAGGAAAGAAAUCCAACAAUGCAGUUAGGCUCAAAUUUAACUUCAAUAUCUAACAGCAAAGAACAAUGCUUGUCAGAUGGCUUCAUAGAAAUUUGUCUAAAUUCAGAUAUCAGAGAACGAGGAUCUGCUGAAACCUUACGGAGAGAUACCAAGGAUGUGAGUUUUGAAUGUGAACCAGUUUUGGGUCGUCUGGAUGAUGGUAAUGACCUUCUUGAGAAAGACACAUUUCUCACCUUGCCCAAGUCACACUCUGCUAAGGUAGAAGUGCCUCAUUCACCCUUUUCAUUGGAAAGUGAAUGUUUCUCUAGAGUCAGCUCAAGAACCAGGUUUAGCCCUAUGAGAAAGAUGUUUGAUCCAUUUAUGAAGUCAAGAUCUUUGCGAAGCCCUUUUGGUUCUGUAGCAGGAGGUGGUGGCAAAGCUACUGGCAUGGAAAACUUAAUGAGAAACAGGACAUUGCGGAAGUCUUUGUUGCAUGACUUCUCUUAUACAGCUCAGAAUUCAGAAUUGAACUCCCUGGUUAUCAAGAAAGAUCACCAUCUUUCAGCUGUUGCAAGCUCACCAGUUCACCUACAUGGUUUUCUUAAAUUGGUGAAUAAACAUGGGAUGCCAUUUUUUGAGUUUUCAAUGAACCAUCUUGAAGAUGUUUUUGUAGCCAAAACAUGGAAAGCAGAAAAUGCUUUUAAUUGGAUAUACACAUUUCACUCUGUUGGAGGUAGGAAGAAGGGCAAUGCGAGUAUAUGGGGAUCAAAUGAUAGCAGCAAAGAAUCCCCAAUUGUGGGCCAAAUGCAUGUUUCCUGUUAUUUAUGCUCAGAAGUUAAAAAGCGUGGGGUUUCUAAUGACUCAAUGGUGACAGAGUUUGUGUUAUAUGAUAUUGCACAUGCAAGAGAAAUGGCUGUCCAAAAGUCCACUGAUGUUUGUGAAUCUCCAGCUAGUUCUAAUCCAGUCUUGACUGUUGGCAGCUGUAAGUCGGGUGAUGGCACUGAGGCAUUGAAGCUGAAAGAUCCAUCAAAUCUUUCUUGUGACAAUGGUAGCUUUGAUUCUUCAAAUGAAUCAAAGCCAUGGGCAUCUGCAGAUUUGCAUCCAAACCUUGAAAUUGCAGCCAUUGUCCUUCAAGUACCAGUUGGGAAGAGAGAAAGCUUAAAAUACAAAAGAGGGGAUAAAAGUGGAGAUAAGAGGCAUUUGAACCUCCUCAAUCUCUCCAUCAUUGAGGAAAGUAAGAAAGACGUACAUGAUGGCAAGAGUCAAGAACAGGUGAAGGUGGUAAUCCCAACAGGAAACCAUUGUUUACCUUGUGUUGAAAGCCAGGGACCAUCUUCGUUACUGAACAGGUGGAGAUUGGGGGGAGGCUGUGACUGUGGUGGCUGGGACAUGGCUUGUCCCCUUUCCAUCUUGGGUAAUCCAAGACUAAAAUGUGAUGCAAAUCAACCACUAGUGGAUAGUCAGCAUCCCUUUGAACUUUUUGUUCAGGGAUCCAAAGAUAAUACACUGGCAUUGGCCAUGACAACCAUUGGAGAGGGAGAGUAUGCAGUUGACUUUCAUGCGCAAUUAUCCACCUUACAAGCAUUUUGCAUCUGUGUAGCUGUAUUACAUGGCACAGAAGCCUCACCUGCUGCCAUGGAACAGCAAAACAUACGGUUGGCACAAUGCAAUUCAUUGGGAGUGCUAAUUGAGGAGGAAGUCAAAUUCUUGAUCAAAUCAGUGACAGGGGAGGAGAAGAAGAAAGUCACCAAAAAAGUGAAAGAAAUCUCACCAUCUUUUGUUAUUAAUCCUCCAUUCUCUCCAAUUGCACGUGUUUAGACUUGAAGCAACUGGCUCCUUCAGAAUCAGAUCACUUAGUGCUGGAAUCAUGUGAAUGGAGAUUGAAGACACCAGCCCUAGAAGGGCAGAAGGUACCAGUCCCUGCCAUUCCCGUUGAGGAUUACUGUAAAGAGGGUGUCGACUCAGGGAUGUAAUAUUGAAGUUCCUGCCAGAAACUGAGGUUAACUCUGCUGGUACCAGAAGUAUUCCCUGCAUUAUUUGAUUCAUUCUUCACUUCCAUAAUUACAAUUAGAAAAACAACACCAUACUGUUCAUAUGUGAGUUCAUAGCAAGGAAGAAGUACUCAUAAACCCUUUAGAGCUGUUGAGACCUUUGAGAGAUAGCAUAGCAGUACUUUUUCCCAUUUUAUGUUUUGUAUUAUAUUGAGAAUUUGGGGAUGUUGGGUGGGGGUGGGGGGGGGCGUGGGGGGUGUUGUGGGCGCAUUAGAACCUAUAAACUAUAAAGUUGUUCCUGUGGAGGCUAGUGGUUUAAAACAUUUCUGAGAAAAAGUGGAGAAACUCACUUUCUCAAGAGACGUGCCAUUUCAAUAAUUCUGCAACGGUGUCAAUGUGGCAAAGGCAAACCCUCAUCUUUAAAGUUUUUGUGGACCAUGGUACAUGAUAAUUGCAGCAUUCUGAGUUGUUCCUUUAACUCGGUCCCUAGGCAAGGGGUUUAAGAAAUGGUAAAGAUGUAAUUCUUUUGUUGUGGUUCAAUGGUAGCCACUGCUUCUUAAAAAGGCAGUUGAUAAAAUGCACUAUUGGUU